UCAGGCACUGCACGGCCACCCUCACCCAACAGAAACAUUUCAGGUCCUUUUACUUCACGUGUGCGUCUGCUGCUGGGACAUCGUGAGAGGAAACCAUGCCGAAGUCAAAGAGAGACAAGAAAAUUUCGUUAACGAAAACAGCCAAGAAAGGCCUGGAGUUAAAACAGAAAUUAAUCGAGGAGUUACGGAAAUGUGUGGACACAUACAGAAACUUGUUCAUAUUCUCUGUGGAAAAUAUGAGGAAUAGCAAACUGAAAGACAUCAGGACAGCUUGGAAACACAGCAGGUUCUUCUUUGGCAAAAACAAAGUCAUGGUGGUUGCUUUGGGUAAAGGAGAAACGGACGAAUACAAAGAUAAUUUGCACAAGGUCAGCAAAUAUCUACGAGGAGAAGUGGGAGUGUUAUUCACAAACAAAACAAAGGAUGAAGUGCAGGAGUAUUUCAAUCAUUUCAAAGAGGUGGAUUAUGCACGGGCAGGCAACCAGGCACAGAUGGACAUUACUCUGGAUGAGGGACCUUUGGAUCAGUUUCCUCACUCAAUGGAGCCCCAGUUGAGACAAUUGGGACUUCCCACUGCACUCAAAAAAGGUGUGGUGACACUGCUGAAAGACCAUCAGGUCUGCAAGGAGGGAGAUGUGCUAACGCCUGAGCAGGCUCGUCUUCUGAAACUAUUUGCCAUUGAAAUGGCAGAAUUCAAGGUGCAGAUCAAAUGCAUGUGGAACUCUGAGACAGGCGAGUUUGAGAACAUCACUGGAGAGGAAGCGCCCAUGGAGGAUAACGAGGAAGCAGACGAUGAUGAUGCAGAGUGAAAGACAUUCAAGGCCAGGGGCUUGUAAACGUGUUUUAUAUUAUUUCUGCCGACCUUCAACAGCAGAGGGACAUUGAUGUUGAAGCUAUUCAUCCUUAGUGCCAGUGCUGCAUCUGGAGUCUUCAUAACCUCCUCUCACUGCCCAUUUUUCAUCCAUACACAUGAACUUCUGUCCUUUAUCUGGAAUUUUAGCUUUGGAUUGAGUAUUUGUUCAGUAAACACUGAUGACACAAGUCAAAAGAUUUCAUGAUAACUUGCCUAAUGAUGCCAAGGCGCCAGCAUAAAAGUAUUUUGCCGCUAAGCCCCCAAAGCAAACAAACAAAAGAAGAUGCCUUUGUUAAACCACUGUUUGAUGCAUGUGUGUGUCGGAAAAACAGUUUGAAUUGUGAAAAUGAUCUUUUUAUAUGCAAGUUUAAUUAAGGCAGUCUAAAGAAAAUUGCUUUAUCAGAAAAAAUCUUCAGUUUUUAUUUUAUACAUUUGUACAUCAAUUAUGAAGUGCUUUUAGGCAUCCAUACAUACCUGUCUCAAAUUGGUCUGUUGAUUAGUAAAGAAAAAUACAAAAUGUGAUCGUAUGAUUUCGGAUAAACCAAAUGGAGGAAAAAGCCUUGAUAAAUCUGGUAUUUGAUAGGACUGUCACAAGAGAUUUCAGCGGAAGUAGUUGGGACACUCGUGGGCAACAAGAUUCCAGGCCUCAUCAAAGGCGGCGACCACCCUCUCAUCCAGAGGACCCUCCUCUGCGGCAGCCAAGUUUUGUUGAAGUUGCUCCAUACUUGACAUGCCGAUGAUGACUCCAUCACCAAGAUCACCCUGGAACAACAGAAAAAAAAUCAGUGUUCAAAAACAAAACUUGUGUUUUAUUGAAGCUAAUGAAAGAUCUACAAUAUUUUUCUUUUAUCUGCUACACCAACUGUGUUUGACUUUUUAGGGCUGAGAUAAUACCUACAUAUAACAGUUAUUAGAAAAUCUCUUGAUAGUUUUGCCAUUUCUUUCUUAAUACUUUCAGCAUUAUUAUUUGUUAAGGGAAAAAAAAUGUAUGCUUGACCACUAAUUAAUGCUACAGAUCCAUCAAAUGUGUUCAAAGGAUCUGAAAUGAGUUAGAUUCCCCUCUCAGAAGGUCUCAGGUUAAGGAUGGCUACGUUCUUAAAUUUCUUUUGAAGAUACUUUGUCUUAAGAAUGCCAGGGCAGAACUAAUGUUUGGUAAUGCUUUUCUCAAAUUGCUCUGAUAAUGUUUCAGUAGGUACCUGAAGUUUAGAGUGGUGGUACAUCCAGCGCAUGGCAGCAGAUGUCAUGGUGGGUUUCUUUGAUCCGUAAGCUGUCUCCAGGGAUUUAAUAACCACAUCUAUUGCCUGGAAAUGACUCAACUUCCAGUACCUGAUUGAGAAAAACAGACAUUUUUUCAUAAAGGUUGACAGAUGAAAAUAA
Notolabrus celidotus (New Zealand spotty) is the source of this 2230-nucleotide messenger RNA. RefSeq names its product MRT4 homolog, ribosome maturation factor (gene mrto4). The record is from RefSeq and is a predicted model, not a curated record. Gene Ontology annotation, molecular function: RNA binding. Gene Ontology annotation, biological process: ribosomal large subunit biogenesis; ribosomal large subunit assembly; nuclear-transcribed mRNA catabolic process. The coding region runs from base 96 to 809 and encodes 237 amino acids. Lineage: Eukaryota; Metazoa; Chordata; Actinopteri; Labriformes; Labridae. The transcript is spliced from 8 exons. Gene Ontology annotation, cellular component: nucleolus; preribosome, large subunit precursor.